This is a messenger RNA of Prorocentrum cordatum, 1893 nucleotides long. The record is from the annotation of a GenBank genome assembly. Lineage: Eukaryota; Dinophyceae; Prorocentrales; Prorocentraceae.
AUGCGGGAAGGCCAGCCAGAAGAGGAGAUGCCGCCCGUCCCGCCUGAUUUGCAAGACCUGGUGCCCCCGGGCCAUUACCUGGCGAUCCAGUACAACGGCUAUUUCAAACAGGACGAUGUCGAGGCCACGAAGUACCCGGCGUGGGUUCGACUCAGCGAUCCAGACGAUCUUACCCGCGGCCGCUUCUACUACGGCUGCCUGACUUCCCAGGGCAAGCUGCAAGGCCAUGGCACCCUCUACUCCGAGGCAGCGGAGCUUGACCCAGAGUUCAUGAAGUGCGUGGAUCUUGGCCGGCCGUACACGUUGGAGCACCCGUCGUGCAAAAAGUGCCAGGGCGUGCUCGCAUGCCACGACGGCAUCCAGACGUUGAAGUACAUGGCUUACACGGGGCAGUGGAAGAACAACCUGCCACACGGAACGGCUGUGCAGUACUUCAACCACAAGGGAGGGGGCGUCUACUACGGCCAGUUCGUUGAUGGCAAGCGCGACGGCCGGGGCACGUGGAGGAAGCAGGACGGUUCGUGGACGUUCGGGCCCCUCCUCGACAGAACGACGGUGAAGAAUUGGAAAAACGACAAGAUGCAUGGCUGCGGGGUCGUGGAGGAUAAGGACACGAUCUACGAGAACGUGCUGUACUCCGAGGGCAAAUGUCUGCUGCCAUUCACUGACCACGGGCCUCCAGCGACAUACUUCGAACAGACGAGGGGGUGGCAGAUUUUCUUCAAAAAGAGCCGGCGUCGCAAGCAGAAGCGACGAGGGAAAUCGCACCAGGUGAACUAUCUUGGAGGGUCUCGGCAGAAGUUGGUCAGCAUGGACUCUUACAGCCGGCAUGAUUUCGAGAACAUGGUAAGCCACGAGGACGUCAGGGCCUUGCGAAUCAACCACGCAACCAAGAUCCAGCAGGCGAUCCUUGAUGGCGAAUCGAAGACGCUGAUGCGGGAGCCGACGGAUGACGAGAUCUACCAGGAGGACGUCUUGUUCUCGGGUGGUACAGGCGAUAACGCCGUCGUCAACGGCGUGUAUUUCAAGUGCUCCAAGUCAUUCGGCCACGUGCUGUACAAGAUGGUGAAGACUGUGGAGGUUGAGGGCGUCUUCUACGGGACCAGCAAGGUACCGCAGAUCCGCUAUUUGUACAAGGACGACAUAUCCCAGAGUUGGAACAUCCAGCCGACGCCGCUCCUCGCGCCCUCGUCGGCCCCUGGGACUGUGCGGAGUCAGGACGACGCCCCAGACGACCCAGCCUCGCCGGAAGAGUGGAAGGUGUGGUACCAUCCCAAAAGGAAGCAGCUUGAGCCAGGGGAUGUUGUCAUCCCGGAGGCCGAGAAGCACAGAAAGAUGCCUGUGGACAAGAUCAGGUCACAGGGCAUUAUUGGCUUCAUGAUGUGCAACGACGAGAGGCCCUUCAACGGCUGGUGCGUCGGGCACGAUGACAUCUCGAGGAUCCUUUUCAUCAGGCAUUUCCCGCCCAUCCUGCCCUGCGCCCUCAUUCCCAAGGUCAAUGGCACGGUCGCCGAAGGCAGCGUCUACGUGCUCGACUACAAGGGCAUCGCCCAGGACCCCGCCCAGUUCUACGCGCACGAGGGGUAUUGGUGCGUCGCCUCGAAGAUCGGCGAAAGCCCAGAUAAGCCGACGCGAUUUCUUCAGGCCUUCAUUAAGGACAAGGCAGUCACGCCAGACCAGCUCGUCCAGGACGGGGAUCAGUAUUGGCACCUCCUCUGUCCAGACGGCACUUUCCAGCCACAGGCGGACAUGUGGUGCGAGAUGAUGCUGAGAGACGCGGGGGACGAGACCAGCCAGUCAGAAGGCGAGGAGGCCAAGGACUCUGCUGCAGAGGACCCGGAUGACGCGGCCGCGGCUCCCCGUGCCAUCGAGGCCGAGGGCACCCCCGACUAG